AUUCUGGCAACAUGAAGGAGAACUUGAAGGCGGCAUGCACUGACUUCGCGGGGCAGAUCUUUGAGCGAAACAAUGUGACCCAGGCGUUGGAGGAGCGUUUGGCUCUUGCCAUGUACAAGAUUGACGAGGCAUGUGCGUUCGUGGACGCGCAUGUCGACUUGGAAACGGACGAAGAAACCCGCGAGUCCAUCGCCCUGCUGCUCCAUCGAAGCGACCUCUUGCAGCGGCAAUUUCGCGCCAUUGAUCAUAUGGAGCGCAUAGUAGACGCGAUGGCUGCCUCCACGAAGCAGGUGCAGGACCGCAUGGAGGCUGUGCAGAAGCAUGCGGAACCCAUCUUGAACCCGACCCAGAUCUCCGCCAUGCUCAAGCGGACGUUGGCCCUCGGCCGCAAGAAAGCGAGCGGAGAUGUGUCCACCUCCACCACCGACACGAUCACGUGGGAACCCGUCACGUUGAUUCCAAACACCGCGACAUGCAUGAAGCGCCUCGAUGAGAUCAUGACCCACGACCCCGACCCCCUCGCCGCAACCUUCAUGACGCCUUCCAUCACAGCGGAAAACGAUAAAGAACUUGGCAAGUCGGCAUGAUGAUAGUGAUAGGUACAGUGAACGCAAAUGUGGCAACGUGCUUAUUGGCGUGGAUCAAGUGGCAAGUCACUUUACACCAUGGGCAAGCACAAUAACACAUUCAAAAAUGAUUACAAAAUGAACAAGGG
Molecule: messenger RNA, 715 nt
Organism: Aphanomyces astaci
Lineage: Eukaryota; Oomycota; Saprolegniomycetes; Saprolegniales; Verrucalvaceae
Exons: 2
Coding region: 12-587 (191 amino acids)
Source: RefSeq, a predicted model, not a curated record